Messenger RNA from Drosophila arizonae, 1989 nucleotides. RefSeq lists its product as uncharacterized. Lineage: Eukaryota; Metazoa; Arthropoda; Insecta; Diptera; Drosophilidae. The record is from RefSeq and is a predicted model, not a curated record.
AUUUUAUUUUUCGGCGGAUUUUGUGCAUUGAUGUGGAUGUAUUACGAAAUUGAGUACUCUCUGGAGAAUGUAGAUUUAAUAAAAACACGAUAUACGGAAUCCCUCAAGGAACCGAUCCAAAUUAAGAUAAAUGUAAACAAUUCAAUAGGAAUGGAACCUAAUCAUACCAGGCGUUACUUUGUAAAUAGUGCAAAGUGCAAGAUGCCCUAUGCGGAUCCCUUCUCGCCCGAGUCAAUGCAGAUCUAUAAGCCGGCUAAGCUAAAGGUCUGCACAAAACAAUCGGAUCUAUUUCACUUAAGCUUUGACCGCAACACAAAUCGCUAUUCUCUGCACGUUAAUGAGACGAUUUUGCUGCCUUUCGGGAAUGGGAUUGAGUGCAAUUAUAGAGGGAUAAGCCAACGAAAGAUACAUGCGACUGUUUACUUUGAGAAGCAACAUGAAUUGCCCCAAAAUAUCAACGGAGUCAUUGCGCAAUGUCAUAUUAAGCUGAACUCUUCACUCAUCCAAAUCAUACAACAAGAUGCAUUUCCCCUGCAUCAAGUAACUAAUGAAAGGAGGCAAACGCCUAGCAAACAACCGACACGACAGCCCAGUGUCAUAAUACUUGGUCUGGACAGCAUGUCGCGCAUGAAUUUCGAACGGACAAUGCCCUUGACGGCAAAGUUUGUCCGUCAAGAGGGCUGGUACCCUCUGUCCGGCUACAACAAGAUGGCGGACAAUACUUUCCCGAAUGUCUACACGGUGCUGUCCGGUGUGGCGAUGUUGGACGAGCACGCAUUUCGUUGGCAAAAGUAUCGAGAUACUAGAAUGAUCUGGAGAGAUUACAUUCGCGCUGGCUAUGCGACAGCCGUAACCGAGGAUGUUAUAAGCAUUCCAUUAUUUCGCCAAAUAUAUAAAACGACGCCGAUGCCUUACAAUCUACGCUCAUUGCUGCUAAGCAUCGCUGAGACACUGAAAACCUACGUGAGUUUUGGCUAUGAUUACUGCAUCGGACGUCGGCUGGCCUUCUCGUAUGUCUACGACUUCUGUGCCCAGUUCAUCACACGCCAUAUGCUCGAGCUGGAUCAGCCCAUGUUCGGUUUCUUCUGGAGCUGCACAUUCACCCAUGACUCGUACAAUGUGGCCACCAGUCUGGAUCGUAUAUUCGUGGACUACUUGUAUUUAUUUGAGCAGCUGAAGCUGUUCGACAACUCGAUUGUCAUUCUAUUGAGCGAUCACGGUGCACGUUUCGGCAAACCCAUGGAUCUGUCCGAUAGUUUCCUCGAGGAACGUUUACCUUUGCUGCAUAUCUACCUGCCGCCCUGGUUCCGCAAAGCCUAUCCACAGUACGCUCAUGCCUUGGCUAUGAAUUACAAUCGCUUGUGCUCAAACUAUGAUUUGCAUAAUACACUGCGACACCUGCUCCAGCUGAAUGCCACGACGCCAGCGAUGCUGCCCGCUGUGGCCAGUUGCCCGAGUAGUCAAUCGCUGCUGCACCCGUUGCCCGUGGAGCGCAGCUGUGAAGAUGCUUGCAUCGUCGAGCAUUGGUGCACUUGCAACGAGUUUGUGAAUGUAACCAUAGAAAAUAACAUGAGGCACUUGGCUGAGAUGAUUGUCACAAAAAUCAAUAUAUGGAUGCUGAAGAAUGGGUUCAGCAAGAAAUGCCAGCGUCUUCUCCUUACGGAUGUUGACAAGGUCGAAGUCAAGAAGUCCGAGAUGAUGCAGAAUAUUGUUACACUGCGAAUUCUCUUUUGCACCUAUCCCAACGUUGGCAAAUUCCGAACGACACUGAAAUAUAAUGUCCAAUUGAAGAGAAUUGUGUAUUUGGAUGUGCCGGAAAUAAGUCGCAUUAAUUCGUAUAGAACUGAUGCGCCUUGUGAGUGGAAUACAAUAGCAAGAAAGUUUUGCUUUUGUUAUAAAAAAAAAACACGGAAGAACACUCUAGUUGGGGAUCACCGACUGCGGAAUGCUUAUUCACAGUCAAGACGCGGCCAGAUCCGCCAUUUCUAA